Messenger RNA from Cladophialophora yegresii CBS 114405, 1038 nucleotides. RefSeq lists its product as uncharacterized. The record is from RefSeq and is a predicted model, not a curated record. Gene Ontology annotation, molecular function: oxidoreductase activity, acting on the CH-OH group of donors, NAD or NADP as acceptor. The coding region runs from base 1 to 1038 and encodes 345 amino acids. The transcript has a single exon. Lineage: Eukaryota; Fungi; Ascomycota; Eurotiomycetes; Chaetothyriales; Herpotrichiellaceae.
AUGUCCACCAAGCCUCUCGUCCUGCUCACGGGCCCGAAUGGCUAUGUUGGCGCCCACGUCCUCCGCACGCUCCUUUCGCACAACUACCGCGUGCGAGGCACACUGCGCUCCCUCGCCAAGGCCACCUACCUGACGAAGCAGUACCCCGAGGCCAGUGCCUCGGGGAACCUGACAUUUGUGGAAGUCCCCGACAUUCAAGCCGCAGGGGCGCUUGACAAGGCCGCCGAAGGCGUCGAUUUCAUCUGCCACGUCGCGAGCCCAUACUUUACCGUCUCGGCGGACCCGAUCAAGGAACUUGUGAACCCGGCCGUGAACGGCACACGCAACGUCGUGUCUUCGGCAUUGAAGAGUAAAUCAUUGAAGAGAAUGACCAUCUUGUCCUCCUUCGCUAGCGUGGUUGAUCUCUCCAAGAAUCUUCGGCCGGGGUAUACUUACACGUCUGAGGACUGGGACCCCCUGACGCUCGACGAGGCCAAGCAGGACGGAUACAAGGGCUACCACGCGUCCAAGACGUUCGCGGAGCGCGCGGCGUGGGAGAUGUGGCGGGACGCAAAGUCCAAGGGCGACAUCUCAUGGGACUUGAUCACGUUCUGUCCGCCCAUGAUCUACGGGCCGCCGAUCCAGGAACUGGACGUGUCCAAGGGCGUGGAUGGGCUGAACACCAGUAUCAAAAGGCUCGUGGUGUCCGUGCAGGGCAAGGAUCCGAACUUCGCCCCCAAGGUCGCUACGCCGGGGUUGCCUGCUUGGGUGGACGUGCGGGAUGUCGCUGAGGCUCAUCUGAAGGCGCUGUCGUUGGACCAGGGGAUCAAUGAACGGUUUUUGCUCUGUGGUGGGGUCGACUAUUUCGAGGAUGGCCUCGCUGGUCUGAGGGCAAGGGGCGAGGAAGGCUUGGGAGAGGAGGGCGCAAAGGUGGACAGGACUAAGCACUUCAGUCUGGAUAGGAGUAAGGCGGAGCAGGUGUUGGGGCUGCAAUUCACCGAGUUUCACAAGACGGUGGAGGAUACGUGGGAGCAGUUGAAGAAGCUGGGUUAUUUCUGA